Messenger RNA from Tachyglossus aculeatus (Australian echidna), 1614 nucleotides. Its product is annotated as vomeronasal type-1 receptor 90-like. Lineage: Eukaryota; Metazoa; Chordata; Mammalia; Monotremata; Tachyglossidae. Gene Ontology annotation, cellular component: membrane. The record is from RefSeq and is a predicted model, not a curated record. The coding region runs from base 1 to 1614 and encodes 537 amino acids. Gene Ontology annotation, molecular function: pheromone receptor activity. Gene Ontology annotation, biological process: G protein-coupled receptor signaling pathway. The transcript is spliced from 11 exons.
AUGGGGAAGCGUGGAGUGGCCUCGGGUGAGUCCCCGUGCUGGUGCCUGGGGCGAUGGAUGCUGGCCACCCGGGCCGGCAUCCAGACUGCGUCUAGUUGGGUCUCCACGGUGACACGGGACACCGUGAAUCUCGCUGGGGCCUCCAAAUGUUAUGCCGAGAAUCAGCGAGCCACGCGAUCGGCCGACAGAGCUUUGGAAAACUUCAGAGAUUUCCCCGUAGGCUUAACCGGCAGGAUAGGUGGCUUGUGUCCCAUUCCCACUUUGUACAUGAUCUGGAAGUUGUGCUCGUCUUCCAUCGAUGCCGCCCCACCCACACUGCACAAACACUCCUCCGAAAUGAACACCGAAUCCAUGAUCGCUUCUUACAACACUGAGGCUCGAGUGGCUGAGACUGCGGCCCAGGCCGAGGAGGAAAACAUCCUUUUAGACCCGAUGAUGUUAAGAUACUUGCUGCUCAGAUGGUGGAGAAAUCCCAAAUGCAACAGCACCUACUAUACCGCCUCGCUUCCCUCUGCUGGGGUCAAGUGCUGGAAUAACCACUGGAUAAUGACGACAAUAACGGAUCCCGCUAGUGACAAGAAAAUCAUUGGCCUGGAGGGAGAUGAGGACAUGAAACCUUUCCUUAUAAAUGUCACCCUGGCCACCACAGGGGGAUAUUUGUAUCAGAAAGCAGUGAGCAUUGAUGUGGCUCAGGAAGUCUGUUUCCUCUUCCAGUCUGGAGUAGGUAUCAUGGGGAACUCCCUUCUCAACAUGUUUUACCUCUCCUCAUUCCUCUUGGGUUCCAAACCAAAGCCCACAGACCUGGUCAUCAUUCACCUAGCUCUGGUCCACACCGUGAUGCUUCUUACCAGGUGGAUCACCAGAACAGCAGUAAUACUGCGGCUGCGGCUCAUACAGACCAAUGCUGAGUGUAAGCUGUUUGCCUAUGUCUGCCGCAUCACCCGGGGCCUCUCCAUCUGUACUACUUCUCUACUGAGCAUGGUCCAGGCCAUCACCAUCAGUCCUACCACCUCCUACCUGUUCCAGCUUAAGAUUCAGAUCCCAAACUUCAUCCUCCCGGUCUUAGCCAUCUUGUGGAUUCUGAACAUGCUGAUAAGCACCCAACGUUUGUACCAAGUGGUUGCUUCACAUAAUGCAACCACCAUUGCGAUCAAUUGUUAUACUAUGCCCUCAAACACACUCCUCCAGAGGCUGAUUGUCACCCUCAUGGCUCUCCGUGACAUCUUGUCUCUGGGGCUCAUGAGCUGCUCCAAUGGCUUCAUGGUCCUUCUUCUGCACCGACGCAGGCUCCAGGUCCAGCAUAUUCACAGUACCGGCCAAGCCCCUGAAACAUUACCAGAGAGACGAGCCACCAAAAUCAUUAUGCUGCUUGUGAGCUGCUUUGUAGUCUUGCACUGCGGAGACUUUGUCCUUUCCCUGUUUCGAGGGACAUACAUCAAGAAUAAUGUCACGCUCGUGAAUGCAAGCAUGUUUGUGGUAAAUGGACAUGCCACUAUCAGCCCCUUUGUCUUGCUCACCUGUGACACCAGAGUCAUCAAGUUCCUGGGUGAUUUUCUGGGGAAUAAGACCCGAAGGUCUUCUCAGACCAUGCUGCUAUCUGCCAUCCCACUUUGA